Molecule: messenger RNA, 522 nt
Organism: Dicrocoelium dendriticum
Lineage: Eukaryota; Metazoa; Platyhelminthes; Trematoda; Plagiorchiida; Dicrocoeliidae
Source: the annotation of a GenBank genome assembly
AUGACGAAAUGCCGUGUGGAAUUCCUUGAGGCAGUUGUAAAUCGUACGGACUUCAUAGCGAAGAUCAAUUUAUUAAUGCCAGUGCUCUGGAAAGAAAACUAUACGAUGGAAGAACUGCCCCUACGGCUAGCCGACAGGUUGAAGUGGCGUGGGUACACUUGCAACUUUCCUGUACAAAUACGACAAGAGAGAGCUUCCUAUGUGCCAUCUGAAGCAGUCGCAAAAGCAGUGGACUUCGAAUUUACGGUGACAUUUUCUACGUCAAUAAUUCCUACAACACCGCAAGGUGUUUUGUUAAAUUGGACGGCUUGCCAAACGAUCAUUUCUCGAGCGCCCAAUAUUAUGACGAACUGCAAAGUCGAAAAAAUAGUUUCCAGCUAUGGAAUAGCUGAUGUUAGAGUACAAGCAAAAAACGCAACCGUUUGGGAAGUGCAGAAGAAACUUAUGAUACAACUGAAUGCGAAAAACCGAGAGGUGUGCCUUUUCAACGUGGCAGAGAAGGUGUAUUUUAAGGAUUAUUAA